Polyodon spathula (Mississippi paddlefish) is the source of this 1612-nucleotide messenger RNA. Its product is annotated as cold-inducible RNA-binding protein B-like. Gene Ontology annotation, biological process: positive regulation of mRNA splicing, via spliceosome. The transcript is spliced from 7 exons. Gene Ontology annotation, cellular component: spliceosomal complex. Bases 124 to 663 code for a protein of 179 amino acids. The record is from RefSeq and is a predicted model, not a curated record. NCBI's taxonomy places the organism in Eukaryota, Metazoa, Chordata, Actinopteri, Acipenseriformes, Polyodontidae. Gene Ontology annotation, molecular function: RNA binding.
AUAGGCGUGGCCGCAUAUUCGAGCUAUAAAAACUCCCUUGCGCUUCUCACUCAGUCCUAUCUCCUCUGCAGCAAGAACUGAAUUCUACACUUCUGUAUAAAAUACACGUAGCGAUACUCCAAAAUGUCUGACGAAGGAAAGCUUUUUGUUGGCGGCCUGAGCUUCGAUACCAACGAGCAAGGAUUGGAGGACGUCUUCGCCAAGUACGGCCAGAUCUCUGAAGUUGUUGUCAUCAAGGACAGAGAAACGCAGAGAUCGAGAGGCUUCGGCUUCGUUACCUUUGAGAACCCAGAUGACGCUAAAGAUGCAAUGAUGGCCAUGAAUGGAAAGUCUGUUGAUGGCAGGCAGAUCCGUGUUGACCAGGCAGGCAAGUCCGGAGGUGGUGGAGGAGGGUACAGGGGGGGCCCACGUGGUGGCGGAGGUGGCGGUGGAUUCUACCGUGGUGGCCCCAGAGGUGGUGGUGGAAGGGGUGGCCGUGGCUUCUCAAGAGGGGGUGGUGGUGGUGGUGACAGAGGAUACAGCAGCGGCGGACGUUUUGACAGAAGUGGGGGAUACUCCUCCUCUGACAGAGGCUAUUACCAGAGGGAUCGGGGACAAGGAGGUUAUGGUGAUCGUUCAGGUGGCUCCUACAGGGACUACGACAGCUAUGCUUCACACGAGUAAAAAUCCUUCCUGCAUCAAGACCGACCUUCCAAUGGCUGUAUUUAAAAGAUUUUUUGGAGCUUCGCAGAAUCCAUACUUGUUGUAGUACCUACAUGUGUUUUAUAUUGGUUUGUAGAAUCAGUUCUGUCCUUGUUAAACGCAGCCUGACAGCUUCAGACAUGAGAAUGCACACCCUUUUUUUUUUUUUUUUCUCCAUCUACUUUAUAGGGUUUGUUUUAAAGCUCCAAACACAUUUUAGCGAGUUCUCAUCCUGAAUUGUUUAUUUCAAAAGCACUUUUCCCAAAGGCUUUAUUUUAACUUUUCCCCUUUUUGACCCUCUGUCUUCAAGUAGUCCCUUGGAUUGGGGGGUGGGGGGGGGUGGGUUGAUAAAGCAAGAGGGAGUGAGUGUUGACUUUCCUUUUUUUAGUCCUUUUUGUUGUUUUAAAAAGGAAUUUGAGCAAACUGAUGUUCUGAAGAAGCUGAACAAGCUGUGGUGUACCCUAAAGUUAAACUGAAUAAAAGGGCUCAGUGCCGUUCUUGUAAUACAUUCCUUUAGUGUAUCAAGGGUGGACUGCAACCAGGCUGCAGAGAUGUCUGCAGACCACCUUGAUAUAGCUAAAGAUUGAAAGAGGGGUGGGAAAGAAUUAAGAUCAGUAAAAAGAAAUUGACUCUGCUUGUAUAUUUACCAUGUGCACGUCCUGUUUCCAAACAAGGUUAUUUUUCUGUAACGUGAAGUGUCAGCAAAAUGGAGUUGAGCAAGCAUCUACUAGUUUAAAAAAAAAAAAAAAAAAAAAAAAAGAUAAGUUAAGAAAUUCUUCUUGCAAAUGUAUCUUUUAUAUACUGUCCUUUUUACUGGAAGACAAAUGCAUAUUCCAAUCUAAGCAUUGUAUUUUGAAGUGGUUCGGGAAAAACUUUUUUUGUAUUAAACAUUUUUGCUUUACGAAGCCUAUUAAAAGAUCGUCUGAAUUUA